Messenger RNA from Amaranthus tricolor (Joseph's coat), 2771 nucleotides. RefSeq lists its product as uncharacterized. The coding region runs from base 300 to 2438 and encodes 712 amino acids. Gene Ontology annotation, molecular function: glycosyltransferase activity. The record is from RefSeq and is a predicted model, not a curated record. The transcript has 5 exons. Lineage: Eukaryota; Viridiplantae; Streptophyta; Magnoliopsida; Caryophyllales; Amaranthaceae.
AUAAAACAAAACCCAUCAAAAAAAGGUAAACGUAGUAUAAGCAGCUUCAGCUAAAUCUCCUCCAACUUCUACAGCUCUUCUGAAUCUUUGAAUAUUCCCAAUAAUUAGAUUCUUGGCUUCCUUUAAUGAAUCUGUGAUUAAGAAGCUAUUAAUUGGUUGUGCUUUUGACAAAUUUUGGUUUGUAGAAGAGGGUUCUUGAACAAUUCUGAUGGUUUCUUUCAAUGAUUGAUUGUAUAUGUUCAAUGCAAAUGAUAGUGGUUUAAUGAUAGGAUUGUUAGAGUAGCUAGUAGGUAGUUUUGAUGGAGGACAAUUAUAAUGGUGAGGAUUUGCUGGGAAAUGUGAUUAGGCCAUCACCAUUGAGGACUUUAAAGCCUACAUUGUCAGGAAGAUCGACCCCUAGGUCUUCUCCUACGUUUCGGAGGUUUCCUUCUUCUCGAACACCUAGACGAGAGGGUAGAUCUAGUUGGGGUAAGUUUCAGUGGUUUAGGAAUGAUCGAUUGGUGUACUGGUUACUUCUGAUUACUUUGUGGACUUAUGGUGGGUUCUACAUUCAGUCUAGGUGGGCUCAUGAAGAUAAUAGAGGGAAUGAAGUUGGGUUCGGUAGUAAUUCCAGGAAUGAGGUCUUUGAUUCAGCUCAGAAUCAGCGUCGUGAAUUGAAAUCAGAUGAUGUUUAUGUUAACAUAACGGAUCACCUUAGUCAUAGUCUGAUAGGAAACGGGAGCAAGUUAAAUGGAAGCAUAAAUCUAUCCUUGGCUGAACAAGCAAAUGAAAAAUUACCUGCUAAAGUGAAACCCCCUCGGCUUUUAUCAAUGAAAAAGAGGAAUAAGAAAGGGAGGCGUGGUUCACAGAGAAAAACACCCCGGAAACAGAGUGUGGAGUAUGCUAGAACAAGAAAUGAAGAUGCACUAGAAGAAGAGAUUCCAAGGAGCAAUUCUUCCUAUCAGAUGCUUGUGGGUCCAUUUGGAUCUACUGAGGACAGAAUUCUUGAGUGGAGCCCUGAGAAACGAACAGGAACAUGUGAUAGAAAUGAGCUUUUUGCACGCCUAGUCUGGUCGAGAAACUUUGUGUUGAUUUUUCAUGAGCUAUCAAUGACCGGAGCUCCCCUUUCCAUGCUUGAGCUUGCGACGGAACUUCUAAGUUGUGGGGCAACAGUUCAUGCUGUAGUUCUCAGCAGACGAGGUGGUUUAAUGUCCGAACUCACAAAGAGAAGGAUCAAGAUCAUUGAUGACAAGGCAGAGCACAGCUUCAAAAUUGCCAUGAAAGCCGAUCUUGUAAUCGCUGGAUCAGCAGUUUGUGCACAGUGGAUAGAGCGAUAUCUUGUUUAUUUCAAUGCUGGCUCUAAUCAGAUUGCCUGGUGGAUCAUGGAGAAUCGUCGUGAGUACUUUGAUCGAUCAAAGUCCAUGCUUAACCGAGUAAAAAUGCUUGUAUUCCUUUCAGAAUUACAGUCUAAGCAGUGGCUUGGCUGGGCUAAAGAGGAAAACAUUACGUUGACAACCCAAACAGCAUUGAUUCCACUUUCUGUCAAUGAUGAAUUGGCCUUUGUAGCAGGUAUCCCCUGCUCACUUAAUACUCCUUUAUCAAACCCAGAGAGAAUGUUACAGAAACGUCAGCUGCUACGACAAGCUGUGAGGCAGGAGAUGGGAUUGACUGAUGAUGAUAUGCUUGUCAUAUCUCUCGGUAGCAUAAAUGCUGCUAAGGGUCAGCUCCUGCUUGUUGAAUCAGCAUAUUUGGCAAUUGUAGAAAAAACUUCUCAAAGCAAAGUCAUACAAAAGUCUUUACAGGAAUCGGAUAAAAAGACAUCCAAAUAUGCUAGGAAGUUUCAUUUAAGAGGCCUAGUCUCGAAGAAGAACCGUAAUAUUCGUGCAUCCCAUAAGGUGAACCGCACGGAUCCUGCAAAAUCUGAUACUUCUCAGAGCAUCUCAAUUGUCGAUGCUAGCCAUGAAGUUUCCAUAGAGAAACUUAAGAUUCUUAUUGGUUCAGUUGGAUCUAAGAGCAAUAAGGUGAUGUAUGUGAAAGAAAUUCUUGACUUUGUGUCAGAACAUUCAAACGUGUCCAAAUCCAUCCUAUGGAGUCCGACAACAACACGUGUUGCCUCACUUUAUUCGGCUGCAGAUGUUUAUGUCACCAAUUCGCAGGGGCUUGGAGAGACUUUUGGAAGAGUGACAAUUGAGGCAAUGGCGUUUGGUUUACCUGUUCUUGGAACAGAUGCAGGAGGUACAAAAGAAAUCGUUGAGCAAAACGUUACAGGUCUACUCCAUCCAGUGGGACAUCCGGGGACUAAAAUCCUGGCUGAAAAUCUUCGGUAUAUGCUGAAAAACCCAUCAGCUAGACAGCAAAUGGGACAGAGAGGUAGGGAAAAGGUAGAGAGAAUGUACUUGAAGCGGCAUAUGUACAAGUUGUUCUUCGAGGUCUUAUUCAAGUGCAUGCGAAUCAAGUAGAAUUUUGGUAUCGGAGAUUAUUAUUUCCACUCAUUCAAUCGUCAAUCUGGUAUCUCAGAUCUUAAGGCAACUGUUUCGACGAUAUUGGAACACCAUUUGUUCUAGGAGACCAUCGGGAUUCCUGGUAGUUCUCCAUUCCUUCUUGCAGAAUUAUUUGUAUUGUUGUAUACACUUGAUUCUCUCGUAACAUUGAUACUGUAAUCUCUACAACACAUUCAUAGUAUAGAACAUUAGAUUGUUCUAGUCUUCUCGUGUAGCAAUCACAACUUACCUCUUGUGUUCAUAACCACAACCGGACAAUUGAGGGUGUUUGAUGAAAUAGUUUACCGGAUA